Molecule: messenger RNA, 2584 nt
Organism: Anguilla rostrata (American eel)
Lineage: Eukaryota; Metazoa; Chordata; Actinopteri; Anguilliformes; Anguillidae
Product: 5-aminolevulinate synthase, non-specific, mitochondrial-like
Exons: 11
Coding region: 238-2187 (649 amino acids)
Biological process (GO): hemoglobin biosynthetic process; heme biosynthetic process; erythrocyte development
Cellular component (GO): mitochondrial matrix; mitochondrion
Molecular function (GO): pyridoxal phosphate binding; 5-aminolevulinate synthase activity
Source: RefSeq, a predicted model, not a curated record
CCCAUCUGACCCAUGGCUGUUGGACAGAUGGGCCUGUCUCUGGAAGGUGCUCUGUUACUAAGCCUUAGAGCUUGGUCACGCACACCAGGAGCUCUUGAGUUGAGUGGGUUUUGUGGCAGUGCCAGGCACAGCUGACCUUGGCAAAAUCAGUUUGAGAGGGAGAGAGCAAGGGAGAAGGAAAAGAGAGAGAGCCUCUUUUCCCGCUCCUCUUUCCUGCACAGCGCAGUGUGUCCAGUCAUGUUCAGAAGGGUGUUCUGUUUGUGGUCCACAGUGGACUGGCAAACACUCAGAUUGAGACAGUCCUCCAUGGCCAGUGUGAUGCGUCGCUGCCCCUUCCUCUCUCGCGUGCCCCUGGCUCUGCUGCAGCAGGCAGGGAGGUCUGUGCUGGGUUUCGCGCUCCGCUGCCCUGUGAUGAUGGACCUGGCCUCCCGCCCCCUGGCCAUCGCCCCCCUGCGAGCCCUGUCCUCCUCCUCCUCCUCCACCCACUGCCAGAAUACCCAGGAGACCCUGCCCACCAAAGAGACCCCACCCACUGGACAGUGCCCUGAGGCCCCUGCUGGGCUGCCCCCGGGCCACCCCCUGCCCCCCCCAGGGCAGGACUCGGGCUCUAAAUGCCCCUUCCUGGCAGCGGAGAUGGGCAUGGGCCCAGGCCGCGGGGUGGUGCGCCAGGCCAGUGUGGAGCUGCAGGAGGACGUGCAGGAAAUGCAGGCUGUGCGCAGCGGGAACCCCACGGCCGGGACAUCCCCCAAAGCCCCGGAGCCGGCCCGCGUUCUCCAGGACCUGCUGAAACAGCGCCCCCCACGGGUGUCCCACCUGCUGCAGGACAACAUGCCCAAAGCCGUGUCCAGCUUCCAUUAUGACCGAUUCUUUGAGCGGAAGAUUGAGGCGAAGCGGAGCGAUCACACGUACCGCGUCUUUAAAACGGUCAACCGACGUGCCGCGUCCUUUCCCAUGGCCGACGACUACACGGAGUCCCUGUCCUCCAGGCGGGACGUGUCUGUGUGGUGCAGCAACGACUACCUGGGCAUGAGCCGCCACCCGCGCGUCCUCAGCGCCGUCAUGGACACCUUGCAGCAGCAUGGUUCGGGGGCCGGAGGGACCCGGAACAUUUCAGGGACCAGUAAGUUCCACGUGGAGCUGGAGCGGGAGCUGGCCGAUCUGCACGGGAAGGAUGCUGCCCUACUUUUCACCUCCUGCUUCGUGGCCAACGACUCCACCCUGUUCACCCUGGCCAAGAUGCUGCCAGGAUGUGAGAUCUACUCAGACGCUGGGAACCACGCCUCCAUGAUCCAGGGCAUCCGGAACAGCAGAGCGCCCAAGUUCAUCUUCCGCCACAACGACGCAGCGCACCUUCGCAGCCUGCUGCAGUGCUCCAACCCCGCCACGCCCAAGAUCGUCGCCUUCGAGACCGUGCACUCCAUGGACGGCGCGGUCUGUCCAUUGGAGGAGAUGUGUGAUGUAGCACACGAGUUUGGCGCCAUCACGUUUGUGGAUGAGGUGCACGCGGUCGGCCUGUACGGGGCGAGGGGCGGGGGCAUCGGUGACCGCGACGGUGUCAUGCACAAGAUGGACAUCAUCUCCGGAACUCUGGGGAAGGCGUUUGGCUGCGUGGGCGGGUACAUCGCCAGCACAAGUGCACUUGUGGACGCAGUGCGCUCAUACGCGGCGGGAUUCAUCUUCACCACGUCGCUGCCGCCCAUGCUCCUGGCGGGGGCGCUGCAGUCCCUGCAGAUCCUGAAGAGCGCAGAGGGACGGGCGCUGCGCCGCAUGCACCAACGCAACGUGCGCCUGCUGCGCUGCAUGCUGAUGGACUGCGCCCUGCCUGUGGUGCACUGCCCCAGCCACAUCAUCCCCAUCAGGGUUUCUGAUGCAGCAAAGAACACUGAGAUCUGUGACAUCAUGAUGAGCCGUCAUAGCAUCUACGUUCAGGCCAUCAACUACCCGACCGUGGCACGGGGGGAGGAGCUUCUGCGCAUCGCGCCCACACCUCACCACACGCCCCAGAUGAUGGCCUACUUUGUGGAGAAGCUGCUGAGCACCUGGAAGCAGGUUGGGCUGGAGCUGAAGCCUCACUCGGCAGAGGAGUGCAGCUUCUGCCACCAUCCACUGCACUUUGAGCUGAUGAGCGAGAGAGAAAAAGCCUUCUUCAGCUCCCUGACCCCGCCUCCCAUCUCUGCCAGUGCCUGACCCCGCCUCCACCAGCACCUCACCCCACCUCCACCAGCACCUGACCCCGCCUCCCACUCUGCCAGUGCCUGACCCCGCCUCCACCAGCACCUCACCCCACCUCUCAUCUCCACCAGCACCUGACCCUACCUCCACCAGCACCUCACCCCGCCUCCACCAGCACCUCACCCCACCUCUCAUCUCCACCAGCACCUGACCCUACCUCCACCAGCACCUCACCCCGCCUCCACCAGCACCUCACCCCGCCUCCCAUCUCUGCCAGUGCCUGACCCCGCCUCCACCAGCACCUGACCCCGCCUCCCAUCUCCACCAGCACCUGACCCCGCCUCCCAUCUCCACCAGCACCUGACCCCAUCUCCACCAGCACCUGACCCCACCUCUCAUCUCCACCAGCACC